This is a messenger RNA of Fusarium vanettenii 77-13-4, 1788 nucleotides long. RefSeq lists its product as uncharacterized. The record is from RefSeq and is a predicted model, not a curated record. The transcript has 3 exons. Bases 1 to 1788 code for a protein of 595 amino acids. NCBI's taxonomy places the organism in Eukaryota, Fungi, Ascomycota, Sordariomycetes, Hypocreales, Nectriaceae.
AUGCACACACUCGGGUUUUCACUACUCAUCCUCCUCACACAAACCAGUGCUCUCGUCAGAGGCAUCGACUUUGCAAGGCAUGCAGACGAAGACCUUCCCCUUCUGAAGCUACCCUGGGGGACCUACGAGGGAUACCCACUACAGGAAGACGACAACAUCUACCUCUUCCAAGACGUGAGAUUCGGUGCCAAGCCUGAACUCUUUAGCGCACCAGAGUUUCCGUGGUGGACCGAUCACUCUAUUCAGCCUCCUUUGGAUGGACGGAGCUGUAUCCUGGUCGACACAUCUCAACUCGACAAGCCUCCCGGCGGAGAGAAUCCAAUCAACGACCCUUUCGACUCCGACCCAAAUACUAGUGAAGACUGUCUGUUCCUUGACCUCUAUGUGCCCAAGUCCGUGAUCGACAACCCAAAUGGCACUCCAGUACCAGUGGUGGUAUGGAUACAUGGAGGUGCCUUUGCGUUCGGAAGCAAGAACCGGCUAGGCCCAAUUGGCACCGGGCAAUCUAUCCUGAGGGCAAGCAAGUACCAGACCAUCUUUGCCGCCGGCAACUAUCGAUUAGGUGCCUAUGGCUGGUUGGCUGGCGACUACAUGCAAAGCGCCGGCCAAACAAAUGCUGGUUUAUACGACCAGGCUUUGCUUUUCGACUGGGUGCAGCUAUAUAUCGGCCAGCUCAAUGGAGACAAGGAUCAAGUAUCUGCCUUGGGAGAGUCAGCCGGCGCAAGCUCAAUAUUGCACCAUCUGAUCCGAGAAGGCGGAACAAUUGAUCCCACGUUUUCCAGGUUUGCUGUUCAGAGCCCAGCCUUCGAGUGGGCUUGGGAUAACUCGCCAAACGGCCAGCUGGACAAGAUCUACAAGAACUUUUCAGAGCUUGCUGGUUGCGGCCGGAACUUUGAUAUUGAUUGUCUCAGGUCCUCCAAGAACCUCUCAGACGCCAAUCAAGCAUUGUUCAGCACUGUGAAACAGACGGGACUGUUUCCCAUUGGCCCAGCGGUGGAUGAUGUUUGGGUAAAGACACUACCUACUAUCUCCUUCGCAAACGGUGACUUCUGGAAAGAAAUAAGAUCUACUAUUAUUUCCCAUACCAUGAACGAAGCUGCAUCCUUCGCACUAAGCCGGAUCAAUUCUAAAGAGGCUUUCGACCAUUUCCUCGCUUCCUUUUUACCUGGCGCCAAGUUGGAAAGCCAACGGCAACAGAUCGCUGAGCAGUACAAUUGUACCAAACUCUUUGAUGGUAACUAUACCUUGUGCAUCACAACAACCAUCCGCGAUGCGGCCUUUACCUGCAACACCCGAGAUCUGUAUUCAGCGUAUCCCAGCAAGUCACACAUGAUUCAAUACGGCUUUCCUUCUCCCGAGCUUGCCAAUCACGCCAGCGAUCUUCUCCCUCUCUUUGCAAAUUCGUACGAUGAAGUGGUGCAGAUGUUGGCCCCCAGCUUAGGCGAGUUGAAGGCGAUUGCCUACGCUUGGCUGCUGGUCGACACAAAUCUUUCUACGGCAUAUCAGACGUACUUCGCAUCUUUUGCAGCUUCUGGUGACCCCAACGGUCUAAGUCUUCCAUUAGUUGCCGGCCAGCAACCCCCUGAGUGGCCGAUUGCGGAUGGUUCUGACGAUAAACUCGCAAAGGUCCUCACAGUGCAGGCUCCUAUCAACCAGGAGGCAUUGGUGUUGGCUUCAGAUGAGCAAAACGGGAGAGAGCGAUGUGACUUUUGGACGACUUUGGCGAAGGAGAUUGUGGAGGCUCAGGGACUAAACCAAGAUGCUGCUACUGACUAUGGUGAGCUUUGA